This is a messenger RNA of Ciona intestinalis (vase tunicate), 1805 nucleotides long. NCBI's taxonomy places the organism in Eukaryota, Metazoa, Chordata, Ascidiacea, Phlebobranchia, Cionidae. The record is from RefSeq and is a predicted model, not a curated record.
AGCUAGCAUUCACCAAGUUAUAUGAUUAUUAUGGACGACGAAAUAUUCGUGUACGGCAACAAGCCAUGUAAAAAUCAAGACGAUGAAAACAGAUCAGAUAAUCCGGAUUUAGAAAAAACUAAAGGACAGCUUGAAUUUCUAAAAAAUCCAAAAGUAAAAGGCGUCCGCUUUGCAGUGGUUUUAGUUUUCGUUGCUUUUUCGAUCGCUACCAUAGUGAUAGGUUCACUAAACCUGGAUAAUUGUCAAUUGGAGCCAAGACUGCCGAUAUGUUUGGUUGUGUUUGGUGUUUGGGGAAUACUGGCUUCAAUAUAUGGUGGAUUCUUCGAGUGUUUACCCAAACAAUGGCUGCAGAUACUUCUCCUAUAUUUGUUGUACUUGCUUAUCUUCACAUGGGUUGGCGCAGCUGGCACGUGGCUGGUGUUUUCCGGAAUAACGUCAUCAGUAUCACGUGACAACCAAUCCAGCGAAUUCUCUUGUCUACAAAACCAAACAAGCAACACUAGUUCUCACAACGAUUCAAACGCUACCACAAUCGGGGAGCCAGCAAAAUUGGACAAAACAUGCGAUCCAGCCACACAUGGUCUUAUAAUGGGCAUUGUUUUAACCAUGGAUAUAUGCUACAUACUCACAAUUGCUUCGCUUGGUGUUUAUAAAUGGAAAGAUAAAGCAAUACUGAAGACGCAAUCGGUUGUACGAAACAAAUGGUCGAGUAACAAGAAAUUACAAAGUUUUGGACCUGCACUUUUGCUGCUACUGAACGCAGUAUUUGCUGUGCAAUGCAUUUUUCCAAGUUACAUUUUAUCACAAGACUGCUGUCCAGACUUACUGGGACCGCUUUCCUUGAGUUUAUACAGUUUUUCCAUCUUCCCUGCUAUCAGUAUAGCAAUGCUAUCGCUUGCUCUUAUGCUUUAUUAUUUCCGGAACGAGUUUUCUGCUGUAUACCCUGGCGCAGUCAUGCUGGUGUAUAUGAUCCCAUGGUGCGUGUUUGAAUUCUACGCAUCAGGUGUAUUCUUUACCCACUACCCAACCUACAACAUGAGUGACACCGUAUUGCUGAAAUCAUGCGGUGUAUCGCCCUACCAAGUCAUGUACUUGGUGCAUAUAUCUUUCUAUAUAUUCGAACUUCCUUUUGUUAUUAUUUCAAGCUGUUCAAGCCUAUGGCUUUUAUGGCGGUAUCAGAAGGAUCAUUUCUUUUACUGACGAAGAAAAAAUCGACCCAUUUGUGUAAGAUAGGCAAUGCCGAGUGAUGGGGUACCUCUGGCGUAAAUCCCAGGUCCGAUGGCCUGCCUCACUGUAGGACCACCCAUAUAGAAACAUAGAAUAGAAUGCACAUAUACAUUGUUGGGGUAAUGAGCCAACUCUGGCCUAAACCAUAGGUCCAAUGGCCUACCUCACUGUGAGACCUAUAUAAAUAGAAUUUCCAUUAUUGAGUGUCCAAAAACUGCCUCGGUGGGGUCUGGAUGGUAGCACCCUGGGUGUUAGGGUAAUCGGCCAGCCCGAAACUCCGGGUCUUUAUGGCUUUUCCCGCUUCGGCAAAAUGCGGUACCCGCUCGAAAGAAAUGGUUGCCGUUUAUAGUUGAAAUUAUUUAUAUUUGUUGUUUUUAUUGAUCGUAAACAACUGCAUUACAAAUAUGCUCAGUUAUUCCAUUAGAUUAGUUUGCUAUAAACAACAAUUAUGGCAUUGGCCACCAGUUCUCACAAAAGCACAGAAUAUACGAUUAAAUUACUUUCAACGAAUGAAGGAUCUCACUGAUUUUAUAUUUCAUUCUGUUUCUUUAGCGGUAAUAAUACCAGAGUAUACGAAA